GUUGCUGUGGGGUGCCAAAAAAUGUGCUGAAGAGUCCCAGGGAGAUGAGGCUAUUUUUGUUCGAAGCUGAUACUUCUUACUGAGCUGCAAGUGCUGCUAGGGAAAGGGUGAGGUUGUUUCCAGGGGAGAACUCUGUGCAGAAGAGGCAAAGUUCCACAGGACGGCAAAGCAGCAGCAGAAACAGCCAGGAAAACAAAGAGCUCUUACGUUUCAACACAGAACCCUCGGCCAGAGUUCUCCAAUCCUAAAAUAUUCUGCAAAGUACCACUUGACGGGACCUUCUCACCCGACUGUGACUUCCUACGACCACGAUGACUGAGAUCACCGCCGAAGGAAAUGCAUCUGCAACCACCACUGUGGUCGACAGCAAAAACGGAUCUGUGCCCAAAUCCCCUGGCAAGGUGCUGAGGAGGACAGUCACCGAGGACAUAGUGACCACCUUCAGCUCCCCCGCGGCCUGGCUUCUGGUCAUCGCCUUGAUCAUCACGUGGUCGGCUGUUGCCAUCGUUAUGUUUGACUUGGUGGAUUAUAAGAACUUCUCAGCAAGUUCUAUUGCCAAGAUUGGAUCAGACCCUUUAAAACUAGUCCACGAUGCUGUCGAGGAAACUACAGACUGGUUCUAUGGUUUCUUCUCGUUGUUGUCUGACAUCAUCUCAUCUGAAGGCGAUGAAGAAGAUGAGGAUGGGGAAGAGGACAUUGAUAAAGGAGAAAUAGAGGAACCUCCCUUGAAAAAAAAAGAAAUACACAAAGAAAAGACUGAAAAGCAGGAAAAGCCUGAAAGGAAAAUACAAACUAAAGUUACACACAGAGGAAAGGAAAAAGACAAAGAAAAAUCAAAAGAAAAAGAAAAACCUGAAAGGAAAGCAACUCACAAGGAAAAAAUUGAGAAAAAAGAAAAACCAGAAACAAAGGCAAAAGAUGAGAAGAAAGCUAAGACUAAAGAGAAGACCAAAGAAAAGGUGAAAAAGGAAGUGAAAGGUGGGAAAAAAGAGAAGGUGAAGCAAGCAGCAGCAAAGGUAAAAGAAGUGCAGAAAACACCACCGAAACCCAAGGAGAAGGAUGGCAGAGAGCCUGCAGCUGCAUUGGAACAUGAACAGAAAGAUCAGUAUGCAUUCUGUCGAUAUAUGAUUGACAUGUUUGUCCAUGGGGAUUUAAAACCAGGACAGAGCCCGGCCCCGGCCUCUCCAGCACUCACACUGCAGGCUCCCAGACCCGCUCACGCCCCACCUGCUCUUGAAGAGAAAGAAGGUGAGAAGAAAGAAGAGAAGAAAGUUACUUCUGAAACAAAAAAGAAAGCAGACAAAGAAGAUGCUAAAAAGAAAAGUGAGAAGGAAGCUACCACAGAUGUGGAAAAAAAAGAGCCAGGGAAAGCUCUGGAAACCAAACAAGAUACUAUAAAAGUUGCAGCACAAGCAGCAGCUAAAAAGGAUGAGAAGAAGGAAGAUUCCAAGAAAACAGAAACACUCACAGAAGAACAACCCAAGGGAAAAAAACAGGAAAAGAAAGAAAAACAUGUGGAACCAGUAAAGUCACCGAAGAAGGAACAGUCAGCUCCAGCUGAAAAGCAAGGAAAAGCAAAAACUGAACGGGCCAAACAAGAAGUUGCUGAUGUGUCAACCAAGAAAGCUGCACCUGGAAAGAAGGAAGAGAAAACAGUCAAGACCGUGGAGCAAGUGUAACGGUGUCGAUGGCUCAUGGCACAUGAAGAGAGGACUGACUUGAUUCCAAAUGCCCACACUAACAGUGCUAGUACUCAGCAGAUGACUGAUCUGAACACUGAUUGUUUUACCUCCUCUUAUCUGCAUGUUAUUAUCAGUUUCAUUAAUGAUGUUUCCUCAAGUGGAUAAAAGCCUGGAAGCCGUUCUUCAGGAUGUGAAUUUACUCUUUCAGGUGGUUUUAUAAUUAUUUUAUCUAAUAUCACCUGUUCUCUUAUGAAAACUUAGCCUCUUAGUAUAAAAACGAAGAGGUUCUUUCAGUGGCUCUUAUUGAUUUAGUAAAUCAUUUCAGUUUUAAUUAUUGUAUGGCAGUGCCCUCAUAUUUUUCAACUAUAAAAAUAAUAAGAAAUAAUGUAUUGGGAUUAUUGUUUGCUUUGCAAUGGUAUGUCCUUGACUAACAGAUGAUAUGAAAAUUGGUAUAGUAAGACUUUACUAAAGCAGGAAGUUUGUGGGAAUAAGUAGCAAAUAAUUACAUUUUACAGAUUUUAUUGUAGGAUUCUAAUAUUUAUGCAUAAAACGAUGCUUUAAGACUUUGUAUGCUUUUCUUCCUCAUGUAAUUUUAGUUACCUUCAGAAAUAUAAAUAACCUAAGAAUAUUUCAUAAUGCAUUGAAAUACAAUUAAAUAGCCAUCUUAGAUAUAUUAUCAUUCACUUCAACUUGAACUUUCUACUUUAUUAUGGAAAAAUUAUAAUUUUUAUUUCUUAAUAGAUUUCAGGUAUACUUGGUGAUCUAAAUUUUUAAUUUAAACCUCUGGAUAUAUUCCUCAUUACACAUAUAAAUAGAAUUAUUAACUAAGCUAAACUUUAUGUCAUGGGAAAUUCACACUGUAAAAGGUGGAAUGAAUUUUAUGUUCAAACAAUUUAGCAAACUAGAACCCAUAACAUGUAAGUAGAAAUGUAGUUUAAGUUCUGUGGAACUCCAAAAAAAAUUGUUUUACCUCUAGCUGAUGAUGAAUCAAACAUUUUUCAAUUAUUCUCCUCAUGAAGACCUAAAAUUGGUUAAAAUACAGUUUUGACUAUUAUGAAACAUUUUAUAAAUUGUUACACUGUAAAGACAGAUCACACACACAUGAAUGCAAACACACACCAUUAACUGUUUCUACUUUAGGAAGCAAGUACUUGGAACUGUCAGGACACUUCCCUUACAGUACAUGUUUUCCACAGUAAAUAUGGCUAUCCUUGCAGGGAGCACCAAGGAAAGCUAAAGAUAAAACUUUGCAAAGUAUGCUACCCGAGGGCCAUUCGUUUGUAAAUCUUUAUAUACAUUUGUAUUUCUUGAAAAAAGUAAACUGUGUUUCAGUAAUGCGGUGACUUGUUUUUGCAAGUUGCUUAUGUGUUAAUAUUUAAUUUCUCAUAUUUAGUUACGUAUUUUCCUAUUGGUACUCCUCAAAAUCACCCUGUGAUCCUCAAUUCUAUUUUCCUGUCUCAUUCUCUCUCUCUCUCUCUCACACACACACACGUGUACACACACACACACACACACACACACACACAGAUGAACAUAUCUGAGAAGUCUGGUUUGGUGCUACUUGAAUGGGAGGCAAAACAGCCACUCCAUAGACACAUUGUGAGGCAUGGAAAAGCAGCCAAAGCCAUCAGCCAGAAAGCCUAAACUGUAGGUCUGGAGUCCAUAGCAUUUCUUUGUUUCUACACUUGAUCUUAACCAAAAGGCCGAGAAGCAAUUCAUUUCCUUAUUCUUAAUUUCCUUCCUUUAAAGUGACUUAAAUCCAUCUGUGAAAACAUGAUAAAGGUAUUUAUAAAUUAAGUUAAUUAUAGAUCUUCUUUCUUUUGCCUUCUCUCAUCCAUCCUCAUGUGUGGUAUUACUUGAGGCUUCCUUUAGAAUUCCUUCUAAGCUCCCAUAACAGGGCCUGCAUACAGUAAGUGUUCAAUAAAUACUUGUGGUUUGAAAGUAAACAGAGAACUUACUGAAGAAGGGAAUAUUAGGCAAUGCAGAUUUUAACACACUGUGUUAUGAAAGGAAUAUUUUCAUAACUCAGAAUGAGACUUCCAAUGUUGAAGAUAAACACAUUUUAGAAACUAGAGGUGAUUAAGCUUUUCCUUUAUCCCCUUUAAAUUAGAAUGAGUAGACAAAAUUAAUAAUUCAAUAUCACUCAUUGUGUCAUUUUUAAAUGAUAUUUGUAAUUGUUACCCUUAAAAUUAUGUGAUAAACAGAGAUAUAGACAAAGAUAUUGAAAACUAAAUUUUAGUAACUGCAACUAUCAUAUUGUGAAAUUAUUUUAAAAAGAUAAAAUGAGAAAGAAAUUUAAAGAAUUAAUCAAGAAAGUCAACAAAUGUCUCUAAAUUCAGAACACUUUGGAGUUAUCCUGUGCUUUGCUUUCUCAUUUACAUAACUAAGGAGCUAAAUGAAAGUAUCUCUUAACACCUUUUCCACAUGUAAAAAAUUUCUAUUCAACAGAGUUUUUAAAUAAUAUGUGUUUUACUUCAAAAUAUGGAGGCUACUUUUUAAAGGAGGAGGACUAGUUUAGAAAGACUUUCAGAUUCUAAGAUUCAAAUGCUAAGGAAUAUCACACUAUUAGCAUAAAUACUGAUACUUCAGGAUCUUAAAAUUUAGUCAAAAGGAAUAUUUCAGAAUAUUUAGCGUUAAUUGCUUAACAAUUAAAAGUCACUUCAAAAAUCCAGUUUAGUAGAAGCGUGACAAAUUUAAGAAAUUAAAUAGAAUUUGAUUGCCUAUAAUGAAGAAUAAAUUUGAACACAAUUGCAAAUAUUUAGCUCAGUGGUUCCGGUGCC
Messenger RNA from Heterocephalus glaber (naked mole-rat), 4462 nucleotides. NCBI's taxonomy places the organism in Eukaryota, Metazoa, Chordata, Mammalia, Rodentia, Bathyergidae. The record is from RefSeq and is a predicted model, not a curated record.